AAACUCACCGCAUUUCAGUAUCAGCUCUACCUUGAAAUAGUGCGGACGUUAAGUUCUAAAUAUUAGCAAUUUGUAUUUGUGCAAAGUGUUGCCACUGUCAUUUCGUUUCAGUGCAGACUAGUGAGCAGUAUAAAGAUUUAAAAGARACUAUCAAAGAUAAGCUAAAGCUUAAGCUUUACUAAUUAAAACUACUUUUGUAAGAGUAAAACCAAAGCAAAAAUCGAUUAUAAUAAAAUGGCAUUGAACGCUGAGGAUAUUGCUGAGAUCAAGAAAACCUGGGCCAUUCCAGUUGCUACACCCACUGAUUCCGGUGCGGCGAUUUUGAUCAGAUUCUUCACAAAAUAUCCGUCCAAUUUGGAGAAAUUCCCGUUCCGAGAUGUGCCAAUUGAGGAAUUAAGUAACAGCGCACGUUUCCGUGCUCACUGUGGUCGCAUUAUCAAGACCUUUGAUCAGUCAAUCAGCCAGCUGGAGGAAGAGGGUGGUCUGCAAAAGAUACAAGAAAUCUGGCAAGAAAUUGCCAGAUCACAUGUGCAACGCCAUAACAUUGCCAAGCCAUCAUACUUUGAACUGCGCGAAGCCAUUGUGGAGGUGCUGAGCGAAGCGUGUAAUUUGAACGAGCGUCAAGCGGAAGCCUGGAACAAAUUGCUUGACAUCGUCUACGACAUCAUCUUCAAGAAGUACGAUGACUUGGGCGCCCAAUAAUGCUGGAAUGCCAGGCAGGCGUCAGGGUGCUGAAGUUAUACGCAUACAAACACACACAUACACCAACGCAAACACGAGUGCCAGCUAUAAUGCAUGCAACAGCAAUACAACAAUAAUGUCUUGCAUAACUUUGUGCACAAUGGCCUAUACAAACACACACAAGCACGCAAAAACACACACCAGCACACACAUUUAGGGAAUAUCAACAUUGACGCUUUAACCUGCUUUUGUAGCGCAGAUAUUUUAUUGUGACCGCAAGGAAAACAAAAAACACAA
Messenger RNA from Bactrocera latifrons, 978 nucleotides. RefSeq names its product cytoglobin-1. Lineage: Eukaryota; Metazoa; Arthropoda; Insecta; Diptera; Tephritidae. Gene Ontology annotation, biological process: oxygen transport. Gene Ontology annotation, molecular function: oxygen binding; iron ion binding; heme binding. The transcript has 4 exons. The record is from RefSeq and is a predicted model, not a curated record. The coding region runs from base 235 to 702 and encodes 155 amino acids.